CAUCAAAAUCGGAAAGCAAAACGAAACGUCAAUUUAUUUCUUGUUUGUCAAAUUUCACAAAAAAUCACGUUAAUGUUAUUCGUUUGCAACUAAACGGCCAUCACAAGUUCCUCAUAGUCCAGUCAAUCGAUGGAAAAGCCCAAAUCGUCGGUCGUAAAAUCGAAUAAUCCAAAGCCAGUGAGUGUUUUCUACGUUUGGUACGCCGAACUGUGUCGUCGUCUCAACAUCAACCCUUCGACUUGUGUGAAGCCGGCCAAACCGAAAUGCCAAACGGUGCUCGAUUUCGUAGCGGACCGUUUGAAAGUGGAAGAUUGGAACCCGGUGCUAAACGCAUUGCGCCAAGACACGAGUUUGCACGUUAUAGCCGUACGCAGCAAAAUAGGUAACUGUCAAUUUUUGCACGACGUCGACACGGAGGAAAAGGCCAGAAACGUCAAACGGAAAUACGGCAGCAUUUGGACGGCCUACAUCCUACGGCAAGUACUAAAAUCCCUUUCCUACACUUUAAGAAGCACCCAAGUCUUAACUUAUCUCGAACUAGAAGGUCUGCCUCUGUUCAUGCAGUACCUAGAACCCCUCAUGCAAGCUUUGAAGAAAAACAAAACGCUAAAAUCGCUCUCGUUUUCGAACUGCUUGAUUCAAGACAUCGGCUGUCAAAUGGUAUGCUCCUAUCUGCGAUUCACUCCCAAUAUAGAGAUACUUAACUUAUCUGGAUGCAAUCUUUCACCUGUCAGCGGUGAGCACCUGGCGAAGUUAAUCAAGUACCAGCAAAUCAACAGGUACUGCGAGAGCUGGCACAAUUCCUUGAGGUACGAGAAUCCAGAUGCAGGAAAAAUGAGAGGUAUAAAACGAAUAACCAUCAACUGUAACACGUUCUUUGGUGACGCCGGUCUAAGUUUUAUUCUCAACGAGCUUGAGGAUGACUUAUGGGUGAAAGCUCUGGAUAUGCAACGAUGUGGAUUCACCGAAAACCUCGCUUCUAGGAUUAUAGACGUGGUAGAAUACAAUAAAACCCUGGAAAUAGUAGACUUACGAAGAAAUGAACUGCUAACUCUAUCGACCAUUGAAAAAGUUCUUCAUGCUUUGCAGCAACGUCAACGUUUCGGCAUGCAGAGCGAAUUCCAGUGGUGCGCCACAGCAGUAAGCUUAACGUGGUCCUCCAUUUAUUCUUCGGCUUCAAAGAGUUCCCUCGCGCCUACGUUGAAGAGCGUUCACAAAACCAGGUCAGCACCGAUGAAGAGUUCCAGCUCGAAGGCCAGCGCUGUCACUUGGGAUCCAACUGUUCGAAAAACCAGGACUUUGGAAUCGGUAAAUAAAAGCGUGACGAAAUUUGCAAGUUUGCAGGACACGAAAAAGCAAGUCUUGGAGUUGAACGAUAAACUUCAAAAGGAGAUACAGAAAAGGAAGGAAAUUGAAAAGAAAAACGAAGAGUUACAGUGUCAGUUGAAACAUAUAAAAACAAAUUCGUAUAUUUCUUCGAAAGAUAGUUCGAAGCAAAUCGGGCCAAAGGAUGAGAAAAAAACUAUCAAGGUAAAUGGGAUAAAUGGUAUUAAGAAACCUUUUGUUCCAAACGGAUUGCACGUGAAGAAAGUUGAAAUACGUAACAACGUAGUCAAAGAACCUAAUAAUCCUCCUCCGUUAGUGAUGAGAAGGAAAGAAGGUAAAAAAACUCUAAAAAAGGAAUGUCCAGCAAACGGGAUAGUUAAAAACGGACUACGCAAAAACGGAAUAAUAAAUGGAUUUAAAAAUCAAGUUCCGAACGGAUACAACAACCAAGGUAGUCACUUGUACAACAUUCUGGAGAAAAUCCUUAGCACUGGAAAACCGCUAGAAGAAAACAUCGAAUGCGAAAUGAUGAAUUACCUGAAUAACAAUAAUCUAAAGGAUGAAGACAAAGCCACGUCCAAAAACCACUCGAUUUCGACCAGCCAGGUAUCGUUAUACCAGUAUAUGGAAGAACUGAAAACGGACAAUACCUAGUAGAGCUGCUCCCCAUCGAUCUACACUAAUAAAUUAAAUUUAAGAACAUAAAGGUGACUUUCAUUUCAAACAAACGAAGGAUAUAGAUUUCAAUUAGCGUGUGAUUUUUUUCGUAAUUUUUAAACUGAAUUUGUCCCCUCGAUUAAUGUAAGGUACUGUAAAAAAGGCAGCUGUCAAAAUUUGAUGUUAAUAAAAUUAAAUAUGACUAGGA
This is a messenger RNA of Sitophilus oryzae (rice weevil), 2191 nucleotides long. Its product is annotated as centrosomal protein of 78 kDa. The record is from RefSeq and is a predicted model, not a curated record. Gene Ontology annotation, cellular component: centrosome. Bases 130 to 1980 code for a protein of 616 amino acids. Gene Ontology annotation, molecular function: protein binding. NCBI's taxonomy places the organism in Eukaryota, Metazoa, Arthropoda, Insecta, Coleoptera, Curculionidae. The transcript has a single exon.